Paramecium tetraurelia is the source of this 838-nucleotide messenger RNA. RefSeq lists its product as uncharacterized. The record is from RefSeq and is a predicted model, not a curated record. The transcript has 4 exons. Lineage: Eukaryota; Ciliophora; Oligohymenophorea; Peniculida; Parameciidae.
AUUUCAUAAGUGCUGUAAUAAUCACAGAUUCCGAUGAAUGAAAACGAUAAGAAGUUAUCUCUACCUCCUCUUCGCAUGUCUGAGCUUCAAGACCUACUUCGAUAAUCAAGUGAAUAGCAUAAAAAGGAAGUCAUAUAUAGCUACAGAGACACGAAGAAGAAAAGACAAAAAGAAAUUGCUGAUUUAGACAAAUACAAGACUAUUGAAAGAAAAGCGUUCAAUUCCCAAAAUAAAUUGUAAGGGAGACCAUUUGGAAAGAAUUUGGAUAUCUUUUUAUGCAAGGAACCUUUGAUUGAUGAUUUCCUAAAACGUCAUAUUAUUGCUCCUCAAAGAAAUCUCGAAAAGGGUCUUAAAGAUAUAAAGACUGGAAGGAAUUAGUUUUUGGACGGGAAGUGCUUUGGAGAGGUGCCUGAAAGCAAAUUGAGUCAAAAGGAAAAGCAAUUCAAAGAGUAUUGGAAGGAAUACAAUAAACAACUUUCGGAAUAAAGAUACAAAAUGUUAUUAGAUUCUUAAACUGGUCUGUAGAAGAAAAUCAAUUAAUAAAAAAGACUAAAAGCUUUGAAAAUAUUUGUGCCCAAUAAGUAUUCACCUGGAUAUUUUGAUGAUCAUCCAUCUUAAAUUUUGAGUUUUACUGAAAUGCACAAACAUUCAUAGCCAUAAAUUUGGAGUCCAAAUAGUUUCUAUGGUGAUUCAUUCGAAGAAAAUCUAAAGUAAUUCUAAUCAAAAAGUAAUUUCAAACUCAGUAACACUGUCUUAAAAGAUCAAAGUAAAUCCUCCAUAAAAGUUGAUUGAAUUAAAUAAGAUAAUUGUUAUUUUCAAUAUGAUUACUGAUAUUAAA